This is a messenger RNA of Diospyros lotus (date-plum), 6414 nucleotides long. RefSeq names its product callose synthase 7. The transcript has 42 exons. The coding region runs from base 419 to 6166 and encodes 1915 amino acids. Gene Ontology annotation, molecular function: 1,3-beta-D-glucan synthase activity. Gene Ontology annotation, cellular component: 1,3-beta-D-glucan synthase complex; plasma membrane. NCBI's taxonomy places the organism in Eukaryota, Viridiplantae, Streptophyta, Magnoliopsida, Ericales, Ebenaceae. Gene Ontology annotation, biological process: (1->3)-beta-D-glucan biosynthetic process. The record is from RefSeq and is a predicted model, not a curated record.
AGAGAGAGAGAGAGGCGAUGGGCGUGUGAUUGGAUUGCUAUGGCUGUUGAAGAGACAUUAACAUAUAUAUGAGAGAUGAGAAGGCGAUGGAUAACGACACGAGGAGGAGGGGAAGCAGCAAAAAGCAAAAGCACUUACAGAGUUGUGUUGUUUUUCUUAGCUCACUUCAACGAAGAAAAGUUCUCAAAACCCUCUCAUUCUUUACUUGCCAUUGGAGAAACCAAAAGCUCCUCUAAUCAGUUGCCCCACCAAAGCAACAAAGAAUCCCAAUCUCUCUCUCUCUCUCUCUCUCUGUAUAUAUAUAUAUUCAUAAUUCUCGCUUUGCCAGAAUGAUUGCUGUUAUCUGUUUCCCAAGUAUUCAUUCCGCAAGGGUAUUGUCCUCUGAGAGACACAGACACUGUUAUUGGCAGUGGAUGAGAUGGCAGCGCCCAGGACUACUGCUGGGAAUCCGCCGGCGUCGCAGCGGUCCAUGUUGAGGUCGACGACGAGGGCUUCAACGACGGACGAUCCCUCCGCCGAGGAGAACGCCGCCGUGGACAGCGAGAUCGUGCCUUCGUCCCUCGCUUCAAUCGCUCCUAUUCUGCGUGUCGCCAAUGAGGUCGAGAAGCAAAAUGAUAGGGUUGCUUAUCUCUGUCGCUUCCAUGCAUUUGAGAUAGUUCAUCGACUGGAUCCACAUUCAAAUGGACGUGGUGUUCGCCAAUUUAAGACCUACUUGUUACAUAGACUUCAAAAGGAAGAAGUGGAGACACAACGUAAGCUCGCAAGAAGUGACCCAAGAGAAAUCCAGAAAUUUUUUCAGCAUUUUUAUCAAACAGAGAUCAGAGAUGGCCAAAAUACAAAACCCCCGGAGGAGAUGGCUAAGGUUUAUCAAAUUGCAACGGUAUUGUAUGAUGUGCUGAAGACAGUGGUACCCAUUGAUGGUAUUGAUGAAGAGACAGAAGAAUAUGCCAAAGAAGUUGAGAAGAAAAGACAACAUUAUGAACCCUACAAUAUUCUUCCCUUAAAAGCUGUUGGGGUUAAACCAGUAAUUAUGGAACUUCCUGAGAUCAAAGCAGCUAUUCGAGCUCUGCAAAUGGGUAAUCCUCAUGAGCGAGGAAUGCCUCAAGACAAGGAUAAAUCUUUUGAUGUUCUUGAUUGGCUUUCUUCUGUUUUUGGGUUUCAGAAAGGAAAUGUGGAAAAUCAGAGGGAGCACUUAAUAUUUCUUCUUGCAAAUAUUGAUGUAAGGAAAAAGAAAACAGAAAAUUAUGUCCAGUUGGAUAGUGUGACUGUAAGAUCUCUGAUGGAUAAAAUUUUCAAGAACUAUAGGUCAUGGUGUGACUAUUUGCACUGUGAACCAAAUCUUCUGAUUCCACCAGGUUCUGAUAAACAACAGCUACAGCUUAUUUACAUUGGACUUUAUCUUCUUAUUUGGGGGGAAGCUUCAAAUGUCCGAUUUAUGCCCGAGUGUCUUUGCUACAUUUUUCACAGUAUGGCGGGGGUGGUUCAUGGAAUUUUAUUUAGCAAUGCUCCAGUCAAUAGAGGCACAUAUUCAACAGCACUAUAUGGUGAAGAGUCUUUUCUGCAUGAAGUUAUAACCCCUAUUUACGAGGUCAUGCGCAAGGAAGCGAGGAGAAACAAAGGUGGCAAAGCAAGUCAUUCAGCAUGGAGAAAUUAUGAUGAUUUAAAUGAAUAUUUCUGGUCUCAGAAAUGCUUUAAAUUAAGUUGGCCAAUGGACCCCAAAGCCGAUUUUUUUGUGAACUCCAGUGAGAUAAAGGUUUCAGAUGCGAGGCGAAACCAGGUCACUACAGGGAAGAGGAAGCCUAAGACAAAUUUUGUUGAAGUCCGCACAUUUUUGCACCUCUAUAGUAGCUUUGACCGAUUGUGGAUAUUCUUUAUAUUGGCUUUCCAGGCUAUGGUAAUUGUUGCAUGGAGUGGAUCUCUGACUAACCUUUUCAAUGAGGAUGUCUCCAGACAUGUUUUGAGCAUUUUCAUUACUUCUGCUUUUCUCAAUUUUUUGCGAGCGACUCUAGAUAUAGUCCUUAGUUGGAAUGCCUGGAGAAGCUUGAGAUUUACUCAGAUACUACGCUACCUCCUGAAAUUUGCAGUUGCAGCCUUUUGGCUUGUUGUCCUGCCAAUGGCUUAUUUCAAAUCUGUGCUGAAUCCAACAGGAUUGGUGAAAUUCUUCAGUCAAUGGAUAGGGGAUUGGCAAAAUCAGUCAUUUUAUAACUAUUGUGUUGCUAUUUAUUUUAUACCAAAUAUAUUGGCUUCCUUGCUAUUUUUCUUCCCACAUUUACGGAGAUCCAUGGAGCGCUCCAAUUGGCGUAUAGUUAUUCUUAUGAUGUGGUGGGCUCAGCCAAAGCUCUAUGUUGGAAGAGGAAUGCAUGAGGGCAUGUUCUCUCUUCUGAAGUAUACUCUCUUCUGGAUUUUGCUGCUGAUAAGCAAGUUAGCAUUCAGCUACUUUGUUGAGAUACUGCCAUUAGUUAAACCAACAAAGGCAAUCAUGGGGAUCCGAGUCACUAGCUAUGAAUGGCAUGAGUUCUUUCCAUAUGCGACUCAUAAUAUUGGUGUUGUUAUUGCUAUAUGGGCUCCAAUUGUACUGGUCUAUUUCAUGGAUACACAAAUAUGGUAUGCUAUAUACUCAACAAUUUUUGGUGGUAUUCGUGGUGCUUUCAGCCAUCUGGGUGAGAUACGAACGCUCGGGAUGCUAAGGUCCAGAUUUGAUUCUGUGCAUUUAGCUUUCACUGAACGUCUUGUGCCAUCUACAGAAGACGAAAGGAAAGCACAUCACACGCAGGGUGAUUUAUCAGAUAGAAGGAACAUUGCAAAAUUUUCUCUGAUGUGGAAUGAGUUCAUAUUUUCCAUGCGCAUGGAGGACUUGAUCAGUGAUAGAGAAAGAGAUCUGAUGCUUUUACCAUCUUCAUCAAGUGGAGUCACUGUUGUCCAGUGGCCUCCUUUCUUGCUUGCUAGCAAGAUUCCUAUAGCACUGGACAUGGCAAAAGACUUCAAGGGAAAGGAGGAUGCUGAUUUGUUUAAGAAGAUUAAGAGUGAUGAGUAUAUGUAUUCAGCAGUGAUUGAAUGUUAUGAGACCUUGAGAGAUAUAUUGCACAGUCUGCUGAAAGAUCCAAGGGACAAGCAGAUCGUUGAGGAAAUAUGCUCUCAAGUAGAAAAUAGUAUCCAACAUAAACGUUUUCUUAUUGAAUUUCGAAUGAGUGAGAUGCCAUUGCUCAGUGAUAAGCUUGAGAAGUUUCUAAUAAAUUUGGUAGAGGAAGAAGAAGAUGCUGCACUAUACAAAUCCCAAAUAAUCAAUGUCCUCCAGGAUAUUAUUGAGAUUAUCAUUCAGGAUGUUAUGCUUAAUGGGCAUGCGAUCCUGCAAAGUGUUCACCCGCACAUUCCAGAUGAUCAGAAUGAGAAAAAAGAGCAGAGGUUUGAAAAGAUUAAUGUUGACCUGAGACAAUAUAGAUACUGGAAAGAAAAGGUUCGUAGGCUCCAGUUGCUUUGGACUGAAAAGGAAUCUGCCAUAAAUGUGCCAAUCAAUCUUGACGCUCGCCGCCGUAUCACUUUCUUCACGAACUCUUUAUUUAUGAAUAUGCCAAAAGCUCCAAAAGUUCGUGACAUGCUCUCUUUUAGUGUCUUAACUCCCUAUUUCAAUGAAGACGUCCUUUAUUCUGAGGAGGAAUUUAGGCGGGAAAAUGAGGAUGGAAUUACAACUCUGUUUUACCUUCAAAAGAUAUAUCCUGAGGAAUGGGACAACUUUGAUAAGCGCAUAAAUAGUCCAGAAUAUCAAUAUCAUACUAAUAAAUACAAGAUGGAAUUACUUCGGCAAUGGGUGUCUUACAGAGGGCAGACACUUUCUAGAACAGUCAGGGGAAUGAUGUACUACAGGCAGGCUCUUGAGCUUCAGCACUUUCUGGACUCUGAUGAAGACAGUGCUAUUUUGAGGGGCUACCGGACCAUUGACACACAAAAUAUGGCUAAUAAAACUAUCUUGGAACAAGCAAAAGCUUUGGCAGAUCUGAAGUUCACAUAUGUUGUAUCUUGUCAGAUCUAUGGUGCUCAGAAAAAAUCUAGUGAUCCUCGAGACAGAAGUUGUUACGCUAACAUUCUAAAUCUCAUGUUAACGUAUCCAUCUCUACGUGUUGCUUAUAUAGAUGUGCGAGAAGAAACUGAUGAUGGAAAAUCUGAGAAGGUUUAUUACUCUGUUCUCCUCAAGGGUGGGGACAAGUAUGAUGAGGAAAUAUACCGUAUCAAGCUUCCAGGUCGUCCAACAGACAUUGGAGAAGGCAAGCCUGAGAAUCAAAAUCAUGCCAUAAUUUUCACUCGUGGAGAAGCUCUACAGAGCAUAGACAUGAAUCAGGAUAACUACCUUGAAGAAGCUUUCAAAAUGAGGAAUGUGUUGGAGGAACUUUUGAAAAGCCAUCAUGGUCAGCGAAGACCAACAAUAUUGGGUCUAAGGGAGCAUAUUUUUACUGGAAGUGUUUCGUCACUUGCCUGGUUCAUGUCAAAUCAGGAGACUAGUUUUGUGACCAUUGGCCAGAGAAUGUUGGCAAAUCCUCUAAGGGUGCGCUUUCAUUAUGGGCAUCCUGAUAUAUUUGACAGAAUCUUUCACAUAACAAGGGGUGGCAUUAGCAAAGCUUCCAGAAUCAUCAACUUGAGUGAGGACAUAUUUUCAGGUAUCAAUUCAACUCUACGUGGUGGAUAUGUAACACAUCAUGAAUAUAUACAAGUAGGCAAAGGGCGUGAUGUGGGAAUGAACCAGAUAUCUCUUUUUGAGGCUAAGGUUGCAAAUGGAAAUGGAGAGCAGACACUUAGUCGUGAUGUUUGCCGACUUGGGCGCCGGUUUGAUUUCUAUAGAAUGUUAUCAUUCUACUUCACAACAGUUGGUUUUUACUUUAGUAGCAUGGUUACGGUGCUUACUGCCUAUGUUUUUCUAUAUGGUCAUGUAUAUUUGGUUCUGAGUGGAUUAGAGAGGCGAAUAUUGGAGGACCCAACUAUUCGUCAAAGCAAGGCCCUUGAAGAGGCUUUGGCAACCCAGUCCAUCUAUCAGCUGGGGUUGCUGCUGGUGCUGCCAAUGGUUAUGGAAAUUGGUCUUGAGAAAGGUUUUCGCACUGCCCUUGCUGAUUUUGUUAUUAUGCAGUUGCAGCUGGCCUCUGUCUUUUUCACGUUCCAGCUUGGAACAAAAGCCCAUUAUUAUGGCAGAACAAUAUUGCACGGAGGUUCUAAAUACCGAGCUACUGGCCGUGGAUUUGUUGUUUUCCAUGCCAAGUAUGCUGAUAACUAUAGGAUGUAUUCACGAAGUCACUUUGUAAAAGGGUUAGAGCUGGCUAUAUUGUUGGUUGUUUAUGAAGUUUAUGGGCAUUCAUAUCGCAGUUCAAGUUUGUAUUUGUUCGUCACUUUCUCAAUGUGGUUCUUGGUCUUUUCCUGGUUGUUUGCUCCUUUUAUUUUCAAUCCAUCCGGAUUUGACUGGCAGAAAACAGUGGAUGACUGGACUGACUGGAGGAGGUGGAUGGGCAAUCGUGGUGGUAUUGGUAUCUCACAGGAUAAAAGUUGGGAAUCCUGGUGGGAUGGAGAACAGGAACACCUGAAAUUCACAAAUAUAAGGGGAAGGGUGUUCGAGAUAAUCCUUGCAUGUCGCUUCUUCAUUUUUCAGUAUGGAAUUGUCUAUCACCUUGAUAUAUCUCAUGGCAAUAAAGACAUUCUGGUUUAUGGACUUUCUUGGGUUGUGAUGGCAAUAGUUCUUGUAGUCUUGAAGCUGGUAUCAAUGGGCAGAAGAAGGUUUGGCACUGAUUUUCAGCUGAUGUUCAGGAUACUUAAAGCACUUCUAUGCCUUGGCUUCGUGUCCGUGAUGACUGUCCUAUUUGUAGUAUGUGGUCUCACUGUGAGGGACUUGUUUGCUGCCCUCCUUGCUUUUCUUCCCACGGGGUGGGCCUUUCUUCUGAUCGGCCAAGCAUGUAGGCCAUGUCUGAAAAGCAUGAGAGCCGGAAUGUGGGACUCAGUGAUGGAGCUGGGAAGAGCAUAUGAAUUCGUGAUGGGGUUGAUAAUAUUCAUGCCCAUAGUGGUUCUCUCCUGGUUCCCAUUUGUGUCUGAAUUCCAAACUCGACUGCUCUUCAAUCAAGCAUUCAGCAGAGGCCUCCAGAUCUCAAUGAUUCUUGCUGGGAAGAAAGACAAGUCCCCCCCACCCUCCACUUGAAUUAAACUUACUCUUCUUCCUUCUUCUUCUUCUUUGUUUUAGGAACCAAAACAAUAUAAUAUAUAUAUAUAUGUAGUUACUUACAUGUGUUGUAUAUAUACACUCUAUAACCAUAACUGAUCUGUUGUUAUGUUUUACAUUCUUCUCCUGGAGACAGACAGAAAUAGUGACUGAAGUUGUGGAAGUUACAUUCAAAUAUUGCCAUGUCCCCUCCCCUUUCCUCUCUUGCAUAUUGAUGUAAUGUAUUU